This is a messenger RNA of Boeremia exigua, 969 nucleotides long. RefSeq lists its product as uncharacterized. The coding region runs from base 126 to 653 and encodes 175 amino acids. NCBI's taxonomy places the organism in Eukaryota, Fungi, Ascomycota, Dothideomycetes, Pleosporales, Didymellaceae. The transcript has a single exon. The record is from RefSeq and is a predicted model, not a curated record.
UUUGAAAACUACCCAUGAGUGGGGCUUUAUGCUCUGCCCUCUCUGCGUCAUCUUCCUUCACGUGCUCUCGGUGACCCAGCGGUACCGGUUGUGAAUGUAGUUGCACAUCUUGGCUGACAGGAAGAAUGGUUCUAGGACUGUUGUAUACUUGCUCCGCUGAAAGCUUGACGAGCGCGUAUGAUCUCAUGCUAGUGAAUGAACGGAUGUCGCGACUAAGACUUCUUCAAACCUCUGAUCCAGUCUUUCGCCAUAUUUACCCUUCGCCGCAGGAGUGGGGAAUGUCGUCCAGAUCGUAUAGAAUAGAGCAUGGGGCAUGGAAGAGAGUGUCUGUAACUUAUAAGGAUAUCUCGUUACGUGCUUUGGUAUCGAUGCGCGAGCGGAUCUGCCGUGUCAUUCGUGCGGGUGUUGUGUGGGUGAACCCAAGCAUCUCCGUAUCAGCGUGUUUCCUGCCAGAAAUGCAAGGCCGCAUCGCGAUAUCAAUCUUGGGUCGACAAAGACAUCGUCUUCCCCAGGGAAAUAACAACCAAUGUAAAGUAAGCGAUGAUUGCGGCUGCUUGCAAAGAUGUGCGUUCGAACCCCCGGACUUAUUGCCGAGGCCCAGUAGUGGGCUCUUCACCGUAGGUCUGGAGGUUUCAAUACUGUGCCACGAGUGAAACACAGGAUUUCAUGCUCCUGUGUACAAGUAAGGUGGAAGUCGGCUCCCUGCAUAUGUACGCCCUAGGUCGCGUGACGCGCCCGACCGCCGAUGCGUGCCCCUCACGUAACCGUGCAGCACACCAACAGGCUGCAAGUUGGGAACCUCACUUGCGCUGUCUCACCGGAGCCUGGCAAGCAAUGCGAGCGAGACCGGAUGCAUGUUGUUGAUGAGCUGGCAACUCAUGACGCCGCCCCAGCUGAAGUCGCCAAGCGCUUGAGUCGCUGACUACAUUCGAGUAGUUCGCUCGUCACCGCCAUCAAGGGAACUGGCAU